AUGUCUUCCUCUGGCCCCCAGCAUUUACCUCCCCCACCGCCGCCGCCCCCAUUGAUCGGCAAAACGGCCCCCAAGCGACCAACAGUAGCAUCAGCGGGACCCACCGGGGCUUACCUGGUCGAGUUACUCAUUUUUAACGGCUGGCCUUUUAAAGACCACUGGGCAUACUGGGUUCGGUCACCGUCUGAUCCUGAUAUCGGUGUGCAGCUCCAUGCGACCGGGGAUGUAAGGAACGGCUUCGAGUUUCAAAUCAAGCGCCACUAUGACUUCCACGAUGACAACAGUGAACGGCCCUCUACCCGAAUUCCCUUACAGUGGAUCGAUGGGAAAUACUUUGAGGAAGGGUUGAUGAUGAAUAACGGGGUGUUGAAACUUGACAAUGUGCCUGUCUGUGGUUUUGAGGCAAGUGUACACAAGGUCAAGGUUCCGGGGAAGUCUUUAAAUACGGUCACCGAGACUGCCAUGUUGGAAGGCAGGAAAGCGCAAAAGGUGAACCAACGGAACUGUCAGACAUGGAUUGUGGAGUCUGCCGAUCAACUUGUCCGGGAUGGGAUGUUUAGCCAGGAAGUUGCGACAUAUCUUCGUGCUAUUGAGCAGUGA
Messenger RNA from Aspergillus bombycis, 600 nucleotides. RefSeq lists its product as uncharacterized. Bases 1 to 600 code for a protein of 199 amino acids. NCBI's taxonomy places the organism in Eukaryota, Fungi, Ascomycota, Eurotiomycetes, Eurotiales, Aspergillaceae. The transcript has 2 exons. The record is from RefSeq and is a predicted model, not a curated record.